This is a messenger RNA of Labrus mixtus (cuckoo wrasse), 3516 nucleotides long. It is a transcript of the gene mars1, whose product is annotated as methionyl-tRNA synthetase 1. Gene Ontology annotation, cellular component: cytosol; aminoacyl-tRNA synthetase multienzyme complex. Gene Ontology annotation, molecular function: methionine-tRNA ligase activity; ATP binding. The coding region runs from base 146 to 2929 and encodes 927 amino acids. The record is from RefSeq and is a predicted model, not a curated record. Gene Ontology annotation, biological process: methionyl-tRNA aminoacylation. The transcript has 22 exons. Lineage: Eukaryota; Metazoa; Chordata; Actinopteri; Labriformes; Labridae.
CCGCCAUUAGUAAAAAGCCGACAGUGCUUGCAUCAGCGUGUGGACAGGGUAAACUUUUACUAGCAGCUUCUUGUCUUGUUUUAAAGUAAUUAUAUUAUAAGCCAGUCGUCAAACCGAGCAUAGAGGAGCAGCUACCGAGGGCCAAAUGAAGCUGUAUGUAAGUGAAGGAAACCCGCACUGCCUGAAGGUGUUAGCUGCUUUAGAAGUGACAGGAGUUCAGUGUGACGUCCACUAUGUCAACCACGAAGAGAGAGUGGUGCCCUACCUUAGCCGUCCAGCCUUGCCAGCUCUGCUCCUGCCCAGUGGGCUGCACCUUUUCAGCUCCAAUGCCAUCUGCCGAUAUCUGUUUGAAGUGAGUGGAAAAGACUGCACUGAACUUUGUGGUCAGUGGCUUGAAUGGGAGGCCACAGAUCUUCAGCCAGCACUGCUGCAGGCUCUUCACAUGGCGGUGCUGCAGGGUAAAGGAUCCGAUGUGUCCAAGGUCCUCCAGGGGCCACUAAACUACUUGGAGCAAAGCUUAAGCAAGGGGAACUUGCCAUAUUUAACUGGGGAUGCUGUUUCAGCCGCUGAUGUUGUUCUGUGGGCCGCACUCUACCCCGUUUUAUCUGACUCUUCACAAGCAUUGGGUGAACGCAAGUUUGUGAAGACUUGGUUUGACCGUGGGGCUGUUAUGCACAGUUUACAGUCUGCUGCUCAGAAAGUGCUGCAGGGAAAAGGCCUGCAGGGCACGAGGAGCUACAUGCAGAAGCAGCCUGCCCCUCAAAGCAACCAAUGCAGAGACACACAGCCAUGCAACAGCAGCCCUGCUGAGGGUGAGGAAAGUGAGCGUUUGGUUUCCGAAGAGGAGAUGGAGGCAGCUGCUCUCACCUGGAGUAAAGGUCUGAACUCCUGUCAGUCAGAUACAGACAGACAGCACCCCAUUUUGCCAAAGGAGGGCAAGAGAAACCUCCUUCUGACCAGUGCCUUGCCCUAUGUCAACAACGUCCCCCACUUGGGUAACAUCAUCGGCUGUGUUCUCAGCACUGACGUCUUCAGCAGGUACGGCCGUCUGCGAGACUGGAACGUGCUGUUCGUGUGUGGCACAGACGAGUACGGCACAGCUACAGAGAACAAGGCCAGAGAGGAGGGUCUGACUCCGCAGCAGAUCUGCGACAAGUACCACACCAUUCACGCUAGCAUCUACAAGUGGUUCCAGAUCGACUUUGACUUUUUUGGCAGAACCACAACCGAGAAGCAGACAGAGAUUGCCCAGGAUAUUUUCUGGCGACUCCACAAGCAGGGUUUCCUGGUGGAAGACACGGUGGAGCAGCUGCGCUGUGAAAGCUGCCAGCGCUUCCUGGCUGACCGCUUCGUAGAAGGCAUCUGUCCCCACUGCAGCUACCCAGAAGCUCGUGGUGACCAGUGUGACAAGUGUGGCCGUCUCAUUAAUGCUGUGGAGCUCAGUGAACCCCAGUGUAAGGUCUGCAGGCAGACUCCAGUCAUCCGCUCCUCCAAACAUCUUUUCCUGGACCUGCCAAAGCUAGAGAGUCAGCUGGAGCAGUGGCUCGACAAGUCAACCAGCACAGGAGACUGGACAGCAAAUGCCAAACAGAUCACUCGCUCCUGGCUGAGAGAUGGACUCAAACCUCGCUGCAUUACCAGAGACCUGAAGUGGGGAACGCCAGUACCUCACCCUGACUUUAAAGAGAAGGUGUUCUACGUAUGGUUUGAUGCCCCAAUUGGUUAUUUGUCUAUUACUGCCAACUACACCGACCAAUGGGAAAAGUGGUGGAAGAAUCCCAAUCAGGUGGAGCUGUACAACUUCAUGGCCAAAGACAAUGUGCCAUUCCACAGUGUGGUGUUUCCCUGCUCCCUGCUGGGAGCGCAGGACAACUACACUCUGGUCAAUCACCUGGUUGCUACUGAGUAUCUGAACUACGAGGACUCUAAGUUCUCCAAGAGCCGAGGUGUUGGCGUCUUUGGAGACAUGGCCAAGGACACGGGCAUCCCUUCUGAUGUGUGGCGGUUUUACCUUCUGUAUGUGCGUCCAGAGGGGCAGGAUUCAGUCUUCUCCUGGGCUGACAUGGCUACAAAGAACAAUUCUGAGCUGCUCAACAACCUGGGAAACUUCAUCAACAGAGCUGGCAUGUUUGUCGCUAAGUUCUUUGAGGGCUGUGUGCCGGCGAUGGAGCUACAGCAGGAAGAUAAGAAGCUGCUGGCUCUGGUGGGCUGGGAGUUGCAGCAGUACAUCCAGCUCAUGGACAAAGUCAAAAUCCGUGAUUCUCUGAAACACAUCCUCAACAUCUCUCGCCAUGGCAACCAGUACAUUCAGGUCAACGAACCCUGGAAGAAGAUCAAGGGAGGAGACACAGAAAGGCAGCGGGCGGGCACAGUGACCGGUGUGUCUGUGAAUAUCGCCUGUUUACUGUCAGUGAUGUUGUAUCCGUACAUGCCAACGGUCAGUCAAACCAUCAGGGAUCAGCUCAACGCCCCUCAGUCUUGCAUCAAUACCAUGUUAAAAGGCACCGGCACCUUUGUGUGUGCCCUGUGUCCAGGACACCGCAUUGGCACUGUCAGUCCGUUGUUCCAGAAACUGGAGUUGGAUCAGAUUGAGGCUUUGAAGAAGAGAUUUGGUGGACAGCAGCCUGAAGACGAACCCCCUAAAAAGAAGACGGCAGCUCAGAAAGCUGCCGGCACUCAGCCUGCCGCUGUGCCGGCUCCUGCUGCUGCUGAGGUGGCGGCGGUGAACGGAGUGGACCCAGAAAAAGCCAAACAGCUCACACAGGCUGUGGCUGAGCAGGGCGAGAAAGUGCGAGCGCUCAAAGCCCAGAAGGCGGAGAAGGCCGCCAUCACAGCAGAGGUGGCCAAACUGUUGGACCUGAAGAAACAGCUGGCUCUGGCCGAGGGAAAGAGCCCUGAGCCGGCUCCUCAGAAGGGCAAGAAGAAGUGAGCCAGGAAACAAAGUGAUAACAAUAAGAUGGAGGUUAGUCAGAGGAAGGGAAGAGAAAAAUGGUUUGAGAUAUGAUAGCGGAGAAUGGGAACAAGAUGUACACACAGAGAGAGAUGAGGGUAUUAGCUUAAGGCAAAGCCGUGACAGGAUCUAAGACAAUGUGGUAUUGGCACUAAGGACUAAUGAAAUGCUGGAUAGGCCGACGGGGAAAUGAAGACACACAAAGACAGAGUCAAAUGAAUACAGCUACAGAAUGGAGGGAUUUGUCCAAAUCCCUACACCAAAAGAAACUGAUUUUAUACUCUCUCCGUGAUCAAGUCAGCAUACGAUAUUAGCGUUGGAAGGUGUGUUGCGCAUUUAAAGAUGUUUUUUUAUAUCCUCUGGAAAAUUGUUAUUUUCCAUUUGCUACAAAAUACCCUUUUUAGAUCCUGCAUAUGAAUCAAUUAAGUUUGGUUAAAAAUGUCUGUACUUAUACCCUCCCCACUUUCUAAAUCACCUCGAUUUUAGAACAUUUUACAAACAGAAAUCAUUCAUACACAGGAAGUAAAAAAAAAAAAAGAAAACCAAUAAACAUAUACAAUAAAUGA